Molecule: messenger RNA, 3901 nt
Organism: Sciurus carolinensis (gray squirrel)
Lineage: Eukaryota; Metazoa; Chordata; Mammalia; Rodentia; Sciuridae
Gene: Lzic
Product: leucine zipper and CTNNBIP1 domain containing
Exons: 8
Coding region: 187-759 (190 amino acids)
Biological process (GO): negative regulation of Wnt signaling pathway
Cellular component (GO): beta-catenin destruction complex; cytosol; nucleus
Molecular function (GO): beta-catenin binding
Source: RefSeq, a predicted model, not a curated record
GUGCAACUCCCUUGCGGUCCGCCGGGCUGGGCCCUCAGGUGGUUUGAACUUUGAACCUAUUGUCCUGAUGAACAGUUUCGAUUUCUUCAAGUUGAUGACAUUUGGAACUUGAAGAAUUGGAGGUUUAUGCAAUUUGAGACUGUCAGAACGGUGACGCGCUCCGAGUACUAACAGCCAGAGAAUAAAAUGGCUUCCAGAGGAAAGACAGAGACAAGCAAAUUAAAGCAGAAUUUAGAAGAACAGUUGGAUAGACUAAUGCAGCAAUUACAAGAUCUGGAGGAAUGCAGAGAAGAACUUGAUACAGAUGAAUAUGAGGAAACCAAAAAGGAAACUCUGGAGCAGCUAAGUGAAUUUAAUGAUUCACUGAAGAAAAUCAUGUCUGGAAAUAUGACUCUGGUAGAUGAACUGAGUGGAAUGCAGUUGGCUAUUCAGGCAGCUAUUAGCCAGGCCUUUAAAACCCCAGAGGUCAUCAGAUUGUUUGCAAAGAAACAACCAGGUCAGCUUCGGACAAGAUUAGCAGAGAUGGAUAGAGAUCUGAUGGUAGGAAAGCUGGAAAGAGACCUGUACACUCAACAAAAAGUAGAGAUACUAACAGCUCUCAGGAAACUUGGAGAGAAGCUGACCGCAGAUGAUGAGGCCUUCUUAUCAGCAAAUGCUGGGGCCAUACUCAGUCAGUUUGAGAAAGUCUCCACUGACCUUGGCUCUGGAGACAAAGUUCUUGCCCUAGCAAGUUUUGAGGUUGAAAAAGCAAAAAAAUGACACAGUGUGGAAGCUUCUGAUAUUGAUCACAUUCUUACUGUAAAUGGUGUUUUUUUCUCCUGAGGAUUUUGGGUCAUUGGAAAGAGUCUCAAAAUGCAUUAAUAUCCUAAGAAUGGUGACAUGAAAACAUACUAUGGCUUCUGUUUAUGCUCUUCCUCAUUCUACUUUGUAUAGGGCUCCCUGCUUGAGUAACCCUGGACUUGUUGGGAUGGUGGGACUCACUGAAUUCAUUCAUUAUGGUUUGUCUGUGUGAGAGACAGAAUAGAAAAUGGACUUCCUGUUUUUUUUAGGCUUCAUAUUUUUAAUUGCUUAUAGUGAGUGGGAAGAUGUGAACUAAUGAUCCUUUUCUGUUCAUAACUAAUCUCCACUCUUUAGAGUGAGCAUUGCAACAUCACUAGACUUCACAUGUGUUCAUAGAAUUCAGAGUCUAAGUGAUCUUAGAAAUAAUUUUCAUUUUACAAACUAGGAAAUUGAGACAGAAAGAGCCAAAUGAUUUGCUGAAAGUCACAGUAGAGACUUGGGAUAAGAUUUCAGUGUCCUGACUCCAGUUAAUCACCCAUGAGUUUUAUUUCUUUAUUCUGUCCUGUUUUUUUUUUUUAAAUAAUUGACUUGUAUUUGUGCAAGUCAGUAUCUGUGAAAACUCUAGGUCCCAACCCAAAGUUAGCUGGACACUAGGGAUGUAGAUCUCUAGCCUGUCAGCUCGGCAUGAAUGGGGCCCAUUGUAUCCCUGAAUUUCAAGCUCAGAACAAUGGGAGCCCUGUUGAGAGUCUCCUGAAGUAACUUAACCUCCUGUGCUGUGUCACUAGGGAAGCAAUAGGAAAUGGCAGCUAUGAACCCUCCUUGUGUGUAACCUCUUGCCAGACUCAGAGGGUGGUAACAGUAAACUACUAUCAACUCUCCAGUCUUCGGAGAGACACAAAAUAAGUUAUGAGGAAAAGUAAGCUUCUCUCCUGGGUGUCUGAGUCUGGGCAAUAGCAAACACAUAAUUGUGUCCCUAUGCAUGUUCAUCAGCUUUGGCCAUUUUAUAUUUUUUCAUGUGUUUCUCAGUAUUCUCUUUCUUUGCACUUUAUACAAAUUAAAAGCAUUUUAAACACUUCUUGUAUACUAUAAACUCUACUAGGUGCUUUGUCAACUGAACAAAUUAGGGGACCUCGGCUACAUUGAUGCCUUAUUUGGAACUUUUAAUGAUUUUUAUUGUUUUUGAGACUGGGUCUCUAUAGUCUUGAACUCCUGUGCUUCAGUGAUCCUGCCUUAGCCUCCUGAGUAGCUGGGACUACAGGCAUGUAUCACGGUGCCUGGCUAAUGGGUUAUUUUUUUAUAUACUGGUUUAUGACCAUCAAAAACUUACCGAAAUUGUGACAAACUAAGAAAAAGCAAGUUACUGGCUAUUCAUCUAGAACUUUUUGAUUAUCAUUUCAUUUUUCUGUGCUUUUUAAAUGGAGGUAGAUUUGUAUAACAAAAAAUUCACCUUUUUUUUUUUGGUACUGGGGAUUGAUCCCAAGGGCACUUAAUCAUGGAGUCACAUCCCCAGCCCUUUUUAUUUUUUUAUUUGAGACGACAGAGUCUUGCUUCAUUGCUUAGUGCCUCGCUAAGUUACUGAGGCUGGCUUGAACUUGUGUUCCUCCUGCCUCAGCCUCCUGAGUUGCUGGGGUUACAGGAGUGCACCGCUGCGCCUGACUCCACCAUUUUAUAGUGUCCAGUUCAACGGCAGUUGGCAGUUCACAGGGUCACACAGCCACCUCCAUUCUCUAUUUCUGAAGCAAUUUCAUCACCCUCAAAGGAGUCCUUGAACCUCGCAAGCAGAUAUUCCCCAUCCCCUCUCCUCCCAGCCCUGCGGCAACCGUUAGCCUGCUCUCUGCUCCACGGAUUUAUCCAGCCUGUAGAUUCCAUGUAAAUAGACUCAUAUAUUAAGUGACCUUUUUGUAUGUCUGGCUUCUUUCACUUAGUGUAUGUUCAAGGUUAAUCCACAUCAUAACAUGCAUUUUGUUUCUUUUUAUGGCUGAAUACCACACUUUGUUUUUUUCAUGUAUUGAUGCAUACUUGAGUUGGGUUGUUUUCACCUUUUGGCUGUUGUGAAUAGUGCUGCUGUGAAUAUCUGUGUACAAUUACUUGUUUGAACACCUAUUUUCAGUUCCUUUGGGUAUAGACCUAGGAAUGGAAUUGCUGUAUAUUCUUUUGUUUUUAAAUGGUAGCAAGAUUCUUCCCUGCAUCUGCCCCUAGUAAACUAGGAAAAUAAUGAAUAUUUUACAUUUGAAGGGAACUUACAUGAAUCUGGAGUCCUUAACCUUGGUUCUCCUUAAGCCUUUAUUACCAACAUCUGAAAUAUCUUGUCAUUAAUCACAUUAGUGAAUUCAAUUUAAAGUUAUCUUCCUUUAUAGGAAGCCAAGUUUGCAAUGCCAGCAAGACCCCCCACACUGAUAAUCAUGGGUGCAUAACCUUCUGUUGGGUACUUCAUUUUUUGAGCCUCACUUUUCUUUUCUGUUCAAUGGGAUAAGACCUACCUCAUAGGAUUAUUGUGCAUUCCCCUCUCUUAAUAAGAAAAAAAGUUUUGUGUUGGAGUUAAUCUACCAUUUAAAAGCUCUUCGUAAGAACCAUAUGAUAGAUUUUGUUUCACAAAUUUGAUAUUCAGAAUAUUAAAUAUUAAGAUGAAAACUGCAUUUGCAAUUAUUAAAUGACUUGUAAACUAUGUUUCCUAUUCACCUUUUGCUACUUUUUAGAUCCCUUUGGAAGUUGUAGUAUCACUAAGACAGCUAUAUCUUUCAACAUUCUUUGGUUGGGCUAAUAUUUUGGCAAAAAUUCCUGUAUUUCUCAAAGUACUAUGGCUGACGCAGAGAUAAGUUCCAAUGAGCAAGCCACAAAAUGAGUGUUUUAUUUUAUCCUCUGAGUGGUAAAUAGAUAUUCUAGGUGGAUGGUUUUUCAGGAAGAAACUGAGGGAUAGAAGGAGUUACUCCCAGGAAAGAGUUGGAAUUGGAACAAAUGGAUUAUUAGAUCUUCUGUUAAAGAUAUUCAGCCAAGAAGAGGUCGUCUUUAACAAAAGGAAAGACUGUAUAUCUCCACCACUGAAAUGGUGUCUUACUACAGUGAAUGAUGAAUAAUUUGAAAUUAUUACAGAACAAAUAAACCCAGACUAUUUUGCCUAGAA